Messenger RNA from Didymella exigua CBS 183.55, 1195 nucleotides. RefSeq lists its product as uncharacterized. Lineage: Eukaryota; Fungi; Ascomycota; Dothideomycetes; Pleosporales; Didymellaceae. The record is from RefSeq and is a predicted model, not a curated record. The transcript has 4 exons. Bases 85 to 885 code for a protein of 266 amino acids.
CCCGGAUCGAGAUGGCAAAGAUGUGUUUGUUCAUCUACGGCAGAAGUCUUUACAUUUCCAGCACAUCGCGAACAGGGAACCAACAUGACUGCUCACGACAUACCCAUACCUCGCGACCCCACGGAUGAUGACGCUCUUGCCAUGUUCAAAGCGGCGGAACAGUUGUUUCCAUCAAAAUCAUUGGGCGACGACAAGUGGUACAUUCUGACUCUCGCGGCUAUGGUAGGCGGUGGCCAGCCUGGCUUUGCGCCUCUCCUUUACAAGGAACUCAUCAAGCGACCCGAACAUCAGAGCCCAGCAGAGCGACAGGCUUUGAUGCGAAGAAUAAGAGAGACGCUCUUCAAGCUCAUUGUCAUCAUUGGUGUAUGCAAGCCUUUGGAAGCAAUCUUCGAUAUCGAUGCAGUAACGAAACCAGAAGACAAGGACUACACGUUUUCAAGAGAGGGAUGGCAAUGCGAUGAGGCGAACGCGAGGCGUGGCUUCGAGUGGCAGAACCGUCUGUACCAACACAACCAAGGCGCGAUUGAUAACGUGCUGGCGUCGCAACGAGACUUCGAUUGGACAAGCAAGCAGAUCACAUAUGGACUCUAUCUCUCUGAUCACAGCAUACUGAACGAUAUAGAGACUGAGAUCACAGUCCUAUCUGGUAUCAUGAUACAAAACCUGCCCAGAGAGACCGGCUGGCAUCUCAGGGGUACGAGAAGAAUUGGUGUGAGUAUGGAAGAUACCGAAACUCUUCAGCAAUGUGUAAGUUGGCGCGCCAGCAUGGUCGAGCCCUCCACGCUCACAUACAGACAGAUCGAACUCGUAGCGAGCUUCUGCCAACUACGAUUGCAUAGAGUUCCAAGAGUUGCAGACAUUGAACAUGAGGUCCAAAAAUCGUGAUCUUGGAGGGAGCUUUCGGAGCAGCGAAGGACGUAUACAUCUCAUGGCGUUAUAGAGAUUAAACCCCUGGAUCAAGACCUAUCCAUCUGCAAUAUACUGUCGCGUUGAGACGAGCAUCGAACGAAAACCUUGUCAACAGAAUGCCGCGAGCCAAGAUACUCGGCACAUUAUACCACGUUCAGCUUGCGCCCUCAGCUGAUUCGCUUUCAGAUCGAGUCCCCGACACGCAUCCGCAGCUAGCGCCAGGCCCAUAUCGGGGACUCCAGCUGCUCUCCGUAACAUCCUUCCCCGCAUCAUCAUGUAUGAUCGU